Coccinella septempunctata (seven-spotted ladybird) is the source of this 2786-nucleotide messenger RNA. RefSeq names its product M-phase inducer phosphatase-like. Lineage: Eukaryota; Metazoa; Arthropoda; Insecta; Coleoptera; Coccinellidae. The record is from RefSeq and is a predicted model, not a curated record. Bases 1 to 417 code for a protein of 138 amino acids. Gene Ontology annotation, cellular component: cytoplasm; nucleus. Gene Ontology annotation, biological process: positive regulation of G2/MI transition of meiotic cell cycle; protein dephosphorylation; positive regulation of G2/M transition of mitotic cell cycle. Gene Ontology annotation, molecular function: protein tyrosine phosphatase activity. The transcript is spliced from 3 exons.
AUGCAGAGCCGGAGACUUCAGCAGGCCCUAUACCCUGCCGGUUACAAAAGGGUGGCAUUAGGACCUGAAGUCCAUUACUGCCUCAACCCUGGCCUGGCUGACAUUAUUACAGGCAAAAUUAGAUGUGUGGCCUUCAAAAUAAUAGACUGCCGCUAUCCUGAUGAAUAUAAUGGCGGCCAUAUAGAUGGUGCCCUGAAUAUUUACAUGAGAGAGCAAUGUUUCGAAUUUCUCAGUCAACAAUACCAGAAAAGAGAAAAAAUUAAUAUUUUGAUUUUCCACUGUGAAUUUUCCAGUGAACGUGGACCUAACCUUUGCAGAUAUCUACGGCAGAUAGACAGAAAACGGGACUGCAAUAUUAUAAAAUACAAUCCAAGACGUGGAAUGCAGAUAAACACAAAAGAAAUAAAAAACGGUUAGAAUUGUAAAUUCACAAUUGUAAAUAUCCGUAGUGUAAAUAGAAUUUUGUUUGAAACUCAUGUUUUUAUUUGAAAAUCUUCAUUAUUACCUCCUAAUUUAAGCUCAGUAAUAAAUAAUGCAGCAGCAUAUGUGUUCCAGCCAAAGGUUAAAGUAUAUUAUCGAUUUUGAAUUUGAAGUUGCCAUACCUCUAUAUACAGGUUGAGUCAAAAAUGUGUACCGAGCUUUCUCGGGUUGAUAUUACAUUGAAAAAUAAGUAAAUGAUCUUUUCUGAUAGAGCACAUUAAUACAAAUACUUCACAUCACCAAUGCGAUUCGAUAUCUACUAUUCUGACCCUUAUGAUUCCUUGCGAUUUGGAACAGUCUAUUUCAUCAUGAUUAUUCAAUUUUCGAGAAUUAGUGUAUUUUUUGAAAGUUAUUUCAUAUUCCCUUAACACAUUGCAGUUAUAUGAAAGGUAUGAAUAUAAUAGUUGGUAAAUAUUAUCCUUUAUCCUAUAUUCUCCUAUAGAGUUCCUUCCUUUAUCUGAAAUUCAUGAUAUUUUUUCCUUGACAAGAGAUACCUCUACACCUCCACGUGGUUCUUGCUGGGCAACGUUAUCUUUUGAUGGAAGUUGAUUUUCCGUAACAUUCAUUAAAGGAUAACGGCUGAGUAGAGGAAAAUGUUGGAUUUUUCAAACUCCGGACGGCGGGCUAAAUUCAUUUUAUAAUCUAUUCAGAUAGAGCACAUUAAUAGAAAUACUCCACUGAAAGAAUUUUUUUGGAGCACGAAUUAUUUUCGGAGUUAUAAACGUUUCCCUCUCUGAGAAAACCGUGGCUGGGUCAAAAAUUCGAUAUUUCACUAUUCCGGACGGAGAGCUAAAUUCAUUUUAUGAUCUAUUCUGAUAGAGCACAUUAAUAAAAAUACUCCACUGAAAGAAUUUUUUUGGAGCACGAAUUAUUUUCGGAGUUAUAAACGUUUCCCUCUCUGAAAAAACCGUGGCUAUGUCAAAAAUUCGAUAUUUCACUAUUCCGAACGGCGGGCUAAAUUCAUUUUAUGAUCUUUUCUGAUAGAGCACAUUAAUAAAAAUACUCCACUGAAAGAAUUUUUUUGGAGCACGAAUUAUUUUCGGAGUUAUAAACGUUUCCCUCUCUGAGAAAACCGUGGCUGGGUCAAAAAUUCGAUAUUUCACUAUUCCGGACGGAGAGCUAAAUUCAUUUUAUGAUCUAUUCUGAUAGAGCACAUUAAUAAAAAUACUCCACUGAAAGAAUUUUUUUGGAGCACGAAUUAUUUUCGGAGUUAUAAACGUUUCCCUCUCUGAAAAAACCGUGGCUAUGUCAAAAAUUCGAUAUUUCACUAUUCCGAACGGCGGGCUAAAUUCAUUUUAUGAUCUUUUCUGAUAGAGCACAUUAAUAAAAAUACUCCACUGAAAGAAUUUUUUUGGAGCACGAAUUAUUUUCGGAGUUAUAAACGUUUUCCUCUCUGAAAAAACCGUGGCUAUGUCAAAAAUUCGAUAUUUCACUAUUCCGAACGGCGGGCUAAAUUCAUUUUAUGAUCUUUUCUGAUAGAGCACAUUGAUACAAAUACUCCACUGAAAGAAUUUUUUUGGAGCACGAAUUAUUUUCGGAGUUAUAAACGUUUCCCUCUCUGAAAAAACCGUGAAUGGGUCAAAAAUUCGAUAUUUCACUAUUCCGGACGGCGGGCUAAAUUCAUUUUAUGAUCUAUUCUGAUAGAGCACAUUAAUACCACUGAAAGAAUUUUUUUGGAGCACGAAUUAUUUUCGAAGUUAUAAACGUUUCCCUCUCUGAGAAAACCGUGGCUGGGUCAAAAAUUCGAUAUUUCACUAUUCCGGACGGCGGGCUAAAUCCAUUUUAUGAUCUAUUCUGAUAGAGCACAUUAAUACCACUGAAAGAAUUUUUUUGGAGCACGAAUUAUUUUCGGAGUUAUAAACGUUUCCCUCUCUGAGAAAACCUUGGCUGGGUCAAAAAUUCGAUAUUUCACUAUUCCGGACGGAGAGCUAAAUUCAUUUUAUGAUCUAUUCUGAUAGAGCACAUUAAUAAAAAUACUCCACUGAAAGAAUUUUUUUGGAGCACGAAUUAUUUUCGGAGUUAUAAACGUUUCCCUCUCUGAAAAAACCGUGGCUAUGUCAAAAAUUCGAUAUUUCACUAUUCCGGACGGCGGGUUAAAUUCAUUUUAUAAUCUAUUCAGAUAGAGCACAUUAAUAGAAAUACUCCACUGAAAGAAUUUUUUUGGAGCACGAAUUAUUUUCGGAGUUAUAAACGUUUCCCUCUCUGAGAAAACCGUGGCUGGGUCAAAAAUUCGAUAUUUCACUAUUCCGGACGGAGAGCUAAAUUCAUUUUAUGAUCUAUUCUGAUAGAGCACAUUAAUAAAAAUA